Molecule: messenger RNA, 1560 nt
Organism: Syngnathus acus (greater pipefish)
Lineage: Eukaryota; Metazoa; Chordata; Actinopteri; Syngnathiformes; Syngnathidae
Gene: tmtops2b
Product: teleost multiple tissue opsin 2b
Exons: 4
Coding region: 412-1557 (381 amino acids)
Biological process (GO): G protein-coupled receptor signaling pathway; visual perception
Cellular component (GO): membrane; photoreceptor outer segment
Molecular function (GO): G protein-coupled receptor activity
Source: RefSeq, a predicted model, not a curated record
ACAGCACCUCAUCAUGAAGGAUGAGGGGAGGGAUAAAGAACUAAAGUAAAAACGAGGGACGAGUUGAAAGAAGGUUGCCCCCACUCUGCCCACCCUUUCCUGCAGCUCACGACGCGCGGAUGACGUCAAAGGCGCCUUUAAAAAAGAUACCGGACCUCGCGGUGAGGCGCACUUUCACGCAAAACCGCACGCGUGGAUUACAUUGCAGCGCGGAGGAAAUGGGGGGGAAACGGGAUCGUGGGCACAAGCAGUAAGUAAUAGCGGUCCUUUCAGAUAGACAUGGAGAAGCUGGAUGGGAAGUAACAGGUGGGACUGUGAGGCAUCACCCUCAUCAUCACGAGCAGUGGAAUUUGGAAGGAAUGCGCGCAAAGAUCUUGUAAACUCACGAAAAGUGCAGCCAAGCUCUCAUGCAUGGACGCCAGAAUGUUCUCGGGCCAGGUGGCUCUCAACUUGAGCGGCUCCAACCUGAGCGACGACCCGGAGCUGGCGGAGCCGUCAGUGGAGGUCGAGGCGCGCCUGUCUCCCACCGGCUUCGCGGUGCUCUCCGUGGUGCUGGGCUUCAUCAUGACUUUCGGUUUCCUCAACAACCUGGUGGUGCUCCUGCUCUUCUGUAAGUUCAAGAAGCUGCGCACGCCCGUCAACAUGCUGCUGCUCAACAUCAGCGUGAGCGACAUGCUGGUGUGCGUGUUCGGCACCACGCUCAGCUUCGUCUCCAGCAUCCACGGACGCUGGCUCCUCGGCUCCAGCGGCUGCAGCUGGUACGGCUUCAUCAAUUCCUGCUUCGGUAUCGUCUCGCUGAUUUCUCUGGUGAUCCUCUCUUACGACCGCUACAGCACUCUGACUGUGUACAACAAGCGGGGGCCCAACUACCGCAAGCCCAUGAUGGCCGUCGGAGGCUCGUGGCUCUACUCUUUGUUCUGGACGGUGCCGCCGCUGUUGGGUUGGAGCAGCUACGGCGUGGAGGGAGCCGGAACCAGCUGCUCAGUGUCCUGGACAGUCCAGACAACCCAGUCGCACGCCUACGUCAUCUGUCUCUUCAUCUUCUGCCUAGGGCUGCCUGUGUUGGUCAUGAUCUACUGCUAUGGCAGGCUGCUCUGGGCUGUCAAACAGGUUGGUAAGAUCCGCAAGACAGCAGCUCGAAGACGAGAGUACCACAUUCUGUUCAUGGUCCUGACUACGGCUGCGUGUUACCUGCUGUGCUGGAUGCCGUACGGUGUGGUGGCCAUGAUGGCGACGUUCGGCCCACCUGACAUCAUCAGCCCCGUGGCCAGCGUGGUGCCGUCCUUGCUGGCCAAGAGCAGCACUGUCAUCAAUCCGCUUAUCUACAUCCUCAUGAACAAGCAGUUCUACAGAUGCUUCCUGAUCCUGUUCCACUGCGACCACUGGUCGGCAAAGAGCGGCAACACCUCCAUGCCGUCCAAGACCACCGUCAUUCAGCUCCACCGACGGAUCUCCAGCAACACCGUGGCCUGCGCCGCCCACGUCUCCAGCGAAACGCUCAAAAGCAGCGCUGCGCCAACCGUCAAGUUGACCACGCCCCCCGAAGUUGUGACCUGAGCG